This is a messenger RNA of Guyanagaster necrorhizus, 880 nucleotides long. RefSeq lists its product as uncharacterized. The transcript is spliced from 3 exons. NCBI's taxonomy places the organism in Eukaryota, Fungi, Basidiomycota, Agaricomycetes, Agaricales, Physalacriaceae. The record is from RefSeq and is a predicted model, not a curated record. Bases 235 to 786 code for a protein of 183 amino acids.
UUCAAGAACCGCUACGCCCGAAUCUGUUUUGACCUGGGGGACUUCGAGUCUGACAAAGGUAUCCUCAGAGGCUGGCGGGAGAUCACUUAAAACCUCCAACAUGGACUAUGUUGUAUCUCCCAAAACAUCUGGUAGAGCUCUCUGCUUGCUCACCUUGUUCAUCCUAUUCAUGCUGCCGUAGAUGCACCUGCUACUAAGAUACAUACCCUGAGCCACACUAUCAUCGAGUCUCCCAUGUCAAGCAUCUAUUCCUCUCCAGGAUCUUCCUCCAACACCGCCGCGACAGCAAACUCUUGGAGCUCAAGUCCAACAUUUGCAAUAGCAUCGCCCCACGUUGGGCAUUGUUAUUUACAUCCUGUAUUUGUGCCAGGUUCCUGGCAUCUACUUUACGAUGUUAUCACCCAACACUUUGUUUCUCAGCCGAGAUGUGACUUUAAUGAAUUGGCAGUACAGCCGCCCGUCAAGUAUCUCAAGAUCAACAUCGGCCAUGCUUUGCCCCCAAUCGUCGUGUGCAACCGAUCCGCUGGUGUAACCCUUCAAGACGUCUUCAAAGAGCUAUCCAAUGUCUUCAACACGAGAGUUCCGCCAGAUGUGUUUUCGGCGAUGCCUAAACCAAAUCAGGCCAUUGCUACGAAACAGUUUAAUAAUCGCACCAACGGAAAGGGGAACUUGUUUUGCGAGGGCACCUUAUGGGCCGAUUUCCUGGGUCCUAAUCGAUACUUUGCCGGUUUAAGUCAAAGGGCAAAGGAUGAUGCCUGCUACGCCUUGUUCGUGGUACCUCAAUGAUCGCUCUUGUUCUUUUCAGAGCUGACGUCGUCCCUUUUUCCAUUUAAGUUAUUAUUAUUCAUAGCUCUUCUGCGAGAACAGUCUACCACUUUCA